Messenger RNA from Rhea pennata, 3504 nucleotides. It is a transcript of the gene DNAJC27, whose product is annotated as DnaJ heat shock protein family (Hsp40) member C27. The coding region runs from base 168 to 935 and encodes 255 amino acids. The transcript is spliced from 7 exons. The record is from RefSeq and is a predicted model, not a curated record. NCBI's taxonomy places the organism in Eukaryota, Metazoa, Chordata, Aves, Rheiformes, Rheidae. Gene Ontology annotation, cellular component: lysosome; phagocytic vesicle; late endosome. Gene Ontology annotation, biological process: phagosome-lysosome fusion. Gene Ontology annotation, molecular function: GTPase activity; GTP binding.
CACUCAGGUUGCCAAAAUGUUCCUUGUGACCCUUUGGGAACUGACUCCUGUCAGGCCCUGGACUAAACAGCUCUCUAGGGGAGUAAACCAGAGUUUCUUGGCACACCCCUUUGAUCUCCAAAGACAAGUUUUAAAUUCUGGAAUCUGCAUUGUAAGAAGUGCAAUGAAUGUGCCUCCAUCUGGCUCUGUGGGAGUCUGAGAGCUGCAUUAUAAAGCGCUACUGUGAGAAGAGGUUUGUUCCCAAAUACCUGGCAACUAUUGGCAUCGACUACGGCGUCACGAAAGUGCAGGUCAGAGACCGAGAGAUCAAAGUGAACAUCUUUGACAUGGCGGGGCAUCCGUUCUUCUACGAGGUGAGGAACGAGUUCUACAAGGACACGCAGGGGGUCAUCCUGGUCUACGAUGUCGGACAAAAGGAGUCUUUUGACGCGCUGGAUACAUGGCUGGCUGAGAUGAAACAGGAGCUGGGCCCCCACGGGAACAUGGAGAACAUUGUCUUCGUUGUCUGUGCGAACAAGAUCGACUGCACCAAACACCGCAACGUGGAUGAAAGUGAGGGGCGGCUCUGGGCUGAGAGUCGGGGCUUUCUUUAUUUUGAGACUUCAGCGCAAACAGGAGAAGGGAUCAACGAGAUGUUCCAGACCUUCUACUCCGCCAUCAUCGACCUGUGUGACAACGGCGGGAAGCGUCCCCCUUCCAGCAUGGGAGUUGGCUUCACCAAAGAGCAGGCAGAUGCCAUUCGCAGGAUCCGCAACAGCAAGGACAGCUGGGACAUGCUGGGGGUCAAACCUGGAGCCACAAGGGAUGAAGUGAACAAAGCCUACCGGAAGCUGGCAGUGCUGCUCCACCCUGAUAAGUGCGUGGCGCCCGGCAGCGAGGAUGCCUUCAAAGCGGUGGUGAACGCUCGGACCGCGCUUCUCAAAAACAUCAAGUAGGGAGAGGAGCUACCUUAAACUGGAAACCUUCCCCUCGUCCCCACUAGCUUCGAGGCAUUUGCACAUCUGUGGGGUGCCUCUCUCCUCCUCAGCCCUCCUGCUGGCAUGGACACAGACUCCCAGCGCCAGCCCUGGGAGCAGGACUGCAUCCGACAUCCUCCUGCUUGGGAUGCGCCGCAAAGGGGGCAGAGAACUGAGGAGGGGAAAGGGACCUGAGGUCGUGGUUAGCAUGAGCAAUGCAGCAGUGUUGAAAGCAGCAGGUUUCCAGCCUUCUUGGCCAGGCUACACCCCCGAGGAUCUGCCAGCCUUGGAGGGGUUCAUUCAUGCAGCCCUAAUGUGUCAUUUCUCACUGCAGAUGGCCAGAGCGAGAGCUGCCUGCAGCAGCCCAGCGCAAGUGCUCCCCUUGCUCUGUGGCCGUAGCUCGCCUGACUGCAGCAGCCCUGGGACUGGCUCUCGGUCUGUGAGAAGCCUGGCAAGGCAGCCGACUCUCGCAGGGUUUGCUCUUCACACCACGCAUGACCAGGGAGGCUUAGGGCUGGGGCUGUAUGAUGGCCUCGGGGCUUCCCCUUCCUCCCUGACCUGUCCCCUUCCUCUUCGGGCUGCCGUGGUGCCGAGAACGGUCCCCUUCGCCAGGCUUUCGCAGGACUCAGGCUCUGCCCCGGGCACCCACCUCCUGAUCACAGUGUGGAGUCUCCUGCCGCUGCUCCCUUCCCUUUCCCUGAGCUAGGCUCGGCAUGGAAGGCUCCAAAGGCUAAAGUCCCUCAAGCCAUGCAUUUCCUCUCCCCUGAUCCUCUACCAGCUGUUCGCACCAGGCUGAUGAGCUCCAGGUAAGGUGACACUGGCUCUGGGGGGGGAGUUGUCCUUGAGCGUAGGUGGCCCUGGCUAUUUGCAGUCAGGACGAAGGUGCUGCCCCAGAGGAGGUAGUUCGGGUCCUAGCAUGGCUGCACACCCCUCCUGUCAGCUCUGCUCUUCCUCCUCUCAGCCUCGUCUCCCCGGCUUCACCCACACUGCAGAUCUGCUUGCCCUUGUACACAGCCACCAGCUCUGCAGACCUGCUCGAAGGGGGCUAAACCCAGCAGUGAGUUACGUCCCUGAGGGAAAGCUUUAGGAGUGGCUGUGUAAAACAGCAACCCCAAAAAUGCAGCACCCCCACCCGUGCGAGGAGGCUGUGCGUGUCCACCUGCCUGCUUGAUUGGCCUUUUGGCUCUCUCAAGUGUGGGUAAGUGAUGGAGGGGGCAUGUUUUCUCCCAACCCUGUUUUCUCACAGCAGUGAUGUAUCACUCUGCUUUGCAGGUAGGAUUACAGGUCUGCUUCUGCCUCGCUUAUCAGCAGACAGGUCCAGGUCGCUCUGUCCUAAACACACAGUCACUGUUUUCUCUGGAUAUUCACGUUGAUGCAGAGGGGAUCGUCACUGGUCACCCCAAGAAGCGGUGUGUGUGGAGGCUGGAGAUCUGGCUGUUGGCAAUGCUGAGAGAAGUCCGAGCUGCCAGGCUCCUAGGAGAGAGCAAAUUGGAGAUCCCUUUAGGUCCCACAAUUUCAGCAGGAUCCUGUUAUAUUUCUUUACUGCUAUGUGAGCUUGUGAGGAAGGGACCCAACACUAAGUUUUGAGAUGAAAGCCACUGAGUGUGUGUGUGUGUGUGUGUGUGUGUGAGAGAGAGAGAGAGAGAGAGAGAGAGAGAGAGAGGGAGGAUACUAAGUUAUUGAAAGUCACUGAGUGUGUAUGUGUGUCCUGCCCCAGUGUAUCCCAUUCAGAAGUAUUUUCUCCUGUGGUCAGUGCAAUUUUCGUUCACUUCAAGGCAGCUUUACUGUAUUGCCUUUUCAAAAUGUAUUAGAAAUCAAUAAUAGAUCCCCUCCCCCCUUUUUGGCAGCAGGCACUAAGGGAACUUUGAAGCCAGCAUCAUUUCGAUCUCUCCCCGGUUUCUGAUGCCAAGUUGCUGGGAGGUAAAGAUACGCUGUCCUGCUGGGAAGCACUCUUUGCUUCUCUAGUGUAGAAAUAUCCAAGGGGAGAUGUUGCUACAAAAGGUUAAUGUUUAAAAUAGCUUUUUCUAUCCUCCCAGAUACGUUAAAAACUGUAUUGGGGGAGAUAGCAGGACAGGCACUGGAGCUGCAGCAAGUUACACUAACAGAGGAUCUUGUUGUAGACACUUCAUAGCACUCCAGAGUUCACUGGAAACCUCCCCACUUGUCUAGCGAAGGAAACCACUUGAUUCUGGCUUCAAACCCAUUUUUCUGCACUUCUUUCCCAUUGAGGAGGGUAAAUAAUCCUGCUGCUGAAUGGUGCACUUUACUCUGAGGGAGAGAUCUCGGUGCCUGGAGCAGUUUAAAUGCUUCCUCGGUUCCUGUCGUGCAGGGGCUCUCCAGGUCUGUUGUGCCGUGCCCAGACUCUCCUCGCAGAAAUGCUGUUUGCUCCUCAGGUGACUCUGUCUGCCAGGCCGAGGUUUUUCCUGUCUGUUCGCAGAGCUAACCGGAUGUUUAGAGAUGAUUGCACACGCAUGUCACGUCUAGUGAUGCCAGUGACCUUCUAAGUUGUGUUAUUUUUAUAAAUUAAACUCCCUUUGGAACAAAGGAA